AGAAGACCUUAUAAUGGAAUCAGCAGAGGUUGGACUGUGUUCCUCUAAAACACCUCCAUGCACUCCUGGUCCUGCUGGCUCACAGCUUUGUGGGGACGUGCAGACAGAAACUUGUCAGGCUUCAGGUGGAGCCUCUGUGGAACACAUCACCCCUGUGGACCUUCAGAAGAAUGUAAAGAAGGAAGAAAGUGAAGAUGAAGACUACCUCUGAUAUGCCAUGAUUUAAAUUUAAAUCAAUUUCAGCUGAAGCUCUGUCAGACUCUGUGGGACACAUCACACCUGUGGACCAACAGAAUCAAGUAAAAAAGGAAGAACCUAAAGAAGAAGAGACGUUCUGUGGUAGAACAUCAAACUCCGUGGAAAAUAUAGAUGAACAGAACGAAGGAUUUAAAAUAAAGUAUAUAAAAAAGGAAGAUUCUGAAGAUGAAGAUUACCUCUGUACAGCAAUAAAAAAGUGAGGGAUUGCCAGGUACAAGUCUUCUGCUGCCCAUGGUGUUCAUAUUCCUAUACUUCUCAAAUUUACCUUCAAAAACACAUCAGAAGAUGCCACAAUGAGGAACAUAAGAGACUGCUACAGUCAGAAGAGUUAAAAGACAAGAACCAUAUCACCACCAUAAGCUCUAUUAUUCAGGAAUCCACCACUGUUACUCUCAACAGUAAGACCUUUAAUAACCAAGUGCAGAAAGAAGUCUAUUCCUGCUCUCUGUGUGGGAAGAGUUUUAUUCGACAGCGUAAUCUCCAGCUACAUCAGCGCACUCACAGUCGACCAAAGCCGUAUCAGUGCACAGAGUGUGGAAAGAGCUUUAAUAAACAGGUACAUCUCAGGACACACCUGCAUAUGCACAGAAAACCAAAACCCCAUCAGUGCUCGUACUGUAAAAAGAUGUUUAUGUAUAAAAGCAAACUUAUCGUACAUCGACGGAUUCACACUGGGGAUGAACCAUAUCACUGCUCACAGUGUGGAAAGAGAUUUAAUCAAAAGCACAGUUUUCAGCGACACCAGCACAUUCAUCUAGGUAAGAAACAUCAGUGCUCACAGUGUGGGAAGAUGCUUACAACAACAAGAAGUCUAAAAGAACACUUUCGUAUUCACGCAGGAGAAAAGCCCCAUCACUGCACACAGUGUGAGAAGAGUUUUAACCAGCCAAAUGCUUUAAAAGUACACUUGCGUAUUCACACAGGAGAAAAGCCCUACCAGUGCUCACAGUGUGGAAAGAUGUUUGCAACAAGAGGUAACCUAAAAAUACAUCAGUGGACUCAUGGCGGAGACAAACCAUUUCAGUGUUCGUACUGUAGAAAGUUGUUUAUAUUUAAAUCUAAUCUCAUUAUACAUCAGCGCAUUCACACUGGAGAAAAGCCAUAUCAGUGCUCAGAUUGUGGAAAGCGUUUUAGUCAACAAGGCACUUUUCAAGAACACCAGCACACUCAUUUAGGAGAGACACCAUAUCCAUGCUCACAGUGUGGGAACAAGUUUACAAGAAAAAGUAGUCUAAAAGUCCAUCAGCGUAUCCACAAUGGAGAUAAGCCACAUCGGUGUUUACAGUGUGGGAAGAGUUUUAAUAGGCUGUAUAUUCUCAAAAGACACAUGCAUAUUCACACAGGAGAAAAGCCUUUUUCGUGCUCACAGUGUGGGAAGAAUUUUAAUAACAAGCGUAAUCUCGUAAGCCACAUGCAUACUCAUACAGCAGAAAAGCCCUACCACUGUUCACAGUGUGGUAAGGGUUUUACUCGACCAAGUUAUCUUCAGCGUCACCAGUGCACUAAUUGAGGAGAAAAGUUGCUGCUUGUUUGUGGGAUCAGUCAGUCUUUCUCACUCUAGUUUUCAGUAAGUGAAAAGCAUCCUAUAUCGGGUUGAGAUCAGUUGACUGACUUGGCCAAUGAAGAAUAUCCUAUUUCUUUGCCUCAGGUAGCUUUCACUGUAUGUUUUGAGUCAUUAUUCAUCUGCAGUAUGAAAUGGUGCAUCAGUUUUGCAGCAUUUUGUUGGAUCUAAGGAGUGUGUGAGCCUUAAACACUUGAAUUGUCCUGCUACUUUUAUCAACAGUCAGGUCAUCAAUAAAUCCCAGGGACUUGGUUCUACCGGCAGCCAUACAUGCUUAUGCCAUAUUACUGCCUCCACCAUGUUUGACAGAUGAUGUGUAGCUUUGGACCUCUUCAUAAAGCUGUCUUUAGGCUUUGAAAAUGGCACAUCUUUACAUACCUCCUUAUAAGCUUUCUUGACUUGACGACGUUGAAAGGGUUUUUCACCAUUUCUAGUCAUCAUUAGUCAUUAGGCCAUUUUCUGACACUGACAGUUAAUUAUUUCUUUUAAGAAUGUUCUUUUGCUGGUUGUAUAGGCCACUCCCAAUGUUUUUUCUAUCUCUGAUUUUUUUUUUUCAGUCGAAUGAUUGCCUCCUUUACUUGCAUGGAGACUUUUUCGGACCUCAUCUUUGAUUUGAGUUUGAGAGAACAACCACCAAAUGCAAAUGUAACUCAGACCCACCACCAAGCCUGUUAUCUGCUUGAGUAGUCAUGGAGUAAAAAGGGAACAGUACACACCUGGCAAUGCAACUACUUGUCAUCUGUUUAUUUAAUUAUUUAUGAGUUCCCAGAAAUGUGUGUAUAAAAGUGUCUGUAAUUCCUGCAUGGUUAAUGCUACACUA
Messenger RNA from Clarias gariepinus (North African catfish), 2639 nucleotides. RefSeq names its product zinc finger protein 79-like. Gene Ontology annotation, biological process: regulation of transcription by RNA polymerase II. Gene Ontology annotation, molecular function: DNA-binding transcription factor activity; RNA polymerase II cis-regulatory region sequence-specific DNA binding. The transcript is spliced from 5 exons. The record is from RefSeq and is a predicted model, not a curated record. Lineage: Eukaryota; Metazoa; Chordata; Actinopteri; Siluriformes; Clariidae. The coding region runs from base 839 to 1768 and encodes 309 amino acids.